AUGAAUCUCCUGAUGCUGACCUUUGUUAUCUGUGCGUUGCUAACUCAGGUAACCAAAGGUAGCUUUGCACCCCAAAAAUGUUGGAAGAAUAAUAUAGGAUAUUGCAGAAGACGAUGUUUAGAUACUGAAAGGUACAUACUUCUUUGUAGAAACAAGCUAUCAUGCUGCAUUUCCAUAAUAAUAUCACAUGAAUACACUCAACGACCAGCAUUUCCUGUGAUUCACCUAGAGGAUAUAACAUUUGAUUAUAAUUAUGUGGACUCUUUUACUGGCUCCCCAGUAUCUAGGUUGAAUGAUCUGGUAACAUUUGGAACAACUAAUUCUGCAGAAAUCACGGCACUCGAGACCGCUACUGUUGAGACUACUAUGCCACCACCCAAGGCCACUACUUCCAAGACUACUACGCCAUCAUCUCCUUAGACAGCUCUUACUAAUAAUCAAUUAGCAUUUACUGCUAGUAUGGAAAAUUAGAAAUACUGCUGGAAAUAAUAUCCAAAGAGUUUAUUCUACCAAUCCAAUUUCACCAGGAAAAUUCCAUCAGGGAUUGGAUGACAAUUAGGAUGGACAUGAUUGCUACUACCAAAACAACAGCCAAGAUAGUUGCCUUACAAUUAGAAAUGUGUAGACAGAAAUGUAUAGAAGAUACAAGGAUUCUCUUAAUUGGACUUAAGUUCUUCGUCUGUCUUCCUCUGAUGUACUAAAAUAUGUAAGCUAAAUUUUAUCUCACCUGAACAUUUGUGUGUCUAUGUGUUUUUC
This is a messenger RNA of Sapajus apella (tufted capuchin), 756 nucleotides long. RefSeq names its product defensin beta 125 (gene DEFB125). Gene Ontology annotation, cellular component: extracellular region. The record is from RefSeq and is a predicted model, not a curated record. Bases 1 to 420 code for a protein of 139 amino acids. The transcript is spliced from 2 exons. Gene Ontology annotation, biological process: innate immune response. Lineage: Eukaryota; Metazoa; Chordata; Mammalia; Primates; Cebidae.